Parnassius apollo (apollo) is the source of this 1206-nucleotide messenger RNA. Lineage: Eukaryota; Metazoa; Arthropoda; Insecta; Lepidoptera; Papilionidae. The record is from the annotation of a GenBank genome assembly.
AUGGAUGGAUCCACCAUCGCAACACUUCAUGUAAACGGAAGGCGUAUCGGUCUCGGAUGCAUCGCUUUUUAUGCUGAGCUGGAGCCGUCUAUCUCCGUCUCGGAGCAAAACCUGGCAGACCGGGUUCGGUAUAUCAUGCGCUCGAAUAUAUUUGAUGUCGCCGAACUCGAACGACUACGACGUGAGGCUGUUCCCUCGUCGAAUGAAUCAAUGCUAUGGCUGGAGUUGCGGCUCCACAAAUUGCAGAGCACCCCGCAAACGUGGAAGCCGCCGUGGAUCCCAGUUGUGGUUGAUUCGAACGAUGAUGGAAUAGUCUCCCAAGAACUGGAAUUAGAGCAUAUGAGGAGUAUAUUGGAAGAGGCGAUUGUGGAAACGCGCAGUACCCCUCUCGAAAAUCGACUGCGACUUCCUCGCAUACCCCCAAGCAAGCGGAAUCGGGCUGUCGUGAGGGCUCUUAACCCAAUGCUGGUGACCUAUUUAGAAGCCAGCCGGGACCUUUGCGAGACGGACUCGAUUCUCUUUGGCGCCGCACUGGCAGUGUGCCGUAUUAUAGGCGCCAAACUUCCCACGGCUGGACGCGCUACUGGACGAAGUAGCGCCAUCCCAGCCUGGAGAAUAAGAAUUGAAGAACGUAUCGCAAAGGCUAGGGCCCUUAUCGGCAGACUGAUAUGCUUCAGGUCGGGUAAUAAUAGACCGAGGAUUGUGCGCACCGUCAGGAUGGCGUUUGCUGGGACAAAUGUUAGUUUGUCCCAGCCGGAUAUCGCGCAGAAACUGACGGAGCGCAUAGACGACCUGAAGCAGAAAAUCGCUGCUUGGGGGAAGCGGAUUCGACGAUUUACCGAGAGGUCAAGGCGGUUUAACCAGAAUCGUCUCUUCCAAAGUGAUCAGAAGAGGUUCUAUAAAUCGUUGGAGCGACCAAAGGUAUGUGGAGCGGGCCAAGCACCGGAUCAGGCCGACAUUGUCGCAUUCUGGCGUGGCCUGUGGUCAGAGCCCGUAAACCACAGCGAGGGCCCUUGGAUGGAAGUUGUGGCGAGCCAGUGUGCGAGUGUAACGCCCAUGGACCCCGUCACUAUAACGCCGGAAGACGUGGCUGAGGCGGUCCGUAGGGCCCCGAACUGGAAAAGUCCGGGGCUCGACGGGCUGCAUCAUUACUGGGUGAAGGGGUUCAUAGUGUGUCACGUCGGAACUUCUCUGCCGCCUGGAUAG